GCGGCCGCCGCUCGCGGCUCGAUCGGAGCACCCCGGGGGGGAGGGCAGAAUGGACGGGGCCGCGGGGCCGGGUGAGGGCCAGGCUGGGGGCUUGGAGCCCCCCGGAUCAGACAUCCUGGGGGCCUUAAAUCAGAGGCUCCGGGUUCAAGAGGAGGAGAUGGAGCUGGUGAAAGCUGCCUUGGCGGAAGUCCUGCGGAGACUCAGGCUGCAGGAGGGGACCCCAAGGUCACUCCUGGGAGCUCCAGCUUCUCCCGUCUCUGUGCAGGCAUCCAGGGAGGCUGCCUCAUUUAGUGACAGUGGCCCCCCGGCCCCUCCAGGGUUGCCACCUCCACCCAGGCCUUCCUUGGUGAGCAGGGGCACCCAGACGGAGAUGGAGCCUGAGUCCAAGCUGUCUUCUGGCCCCUUAGCCUUGAGCAAUGGGCCCCCAGCUCCUCCUGCGGGUGGAGAGGAGGAGCUGGGAGGUGUCCAGUCCGAAGGAGGUGGAGGGAACAGCAGUGGCGCUGGUUCUCCUGGCCCUCCUGGGGCCCUGCGGCCCUUUCAGCUCCCUCAAAGGGGGGACACGCCUCGCCGGAAUUCCUCCUCUUUCUCCUCCCCUUCUGAACGGCCUCGCCAGAAGCUCUCCAAAAAAGCGGCUUCGUCAGCCAACCUGCUGCUGCGGUCGGGCAGCUCCGAAAGCCGAGGAGGGAAAGAUCCAGUCUCCAGCCCUGGAGGCCCUGGUUCUCGGAGGAGCAAUUAUAACCUGGAGGGCAUCUCGGUGAAGAUGUUCCUUCGGGGUCGGCCUAUCACCAUGUACAUUCCGUCAGGCGUCCGCAGUCCUGAGGAGCUGCCCAGUGGCCCACCCCCGGAAAACCUCAGCCUGGACUGGGUUUAUGGGUACAGGGGCCGAGACUCUCGUUCCAACCUAUUUGUACUUCGCUCUGGGGAAGUGGUUUAUUUCAUUGCCUGCGUAGUGGUGCUGUAUCGCCCAGGAGGAGGCCCGGGAGGCCCUGGCGGUGGGGGCCAGAGACACUACCUGGGGCACACGGAUUGUGUUCGCUGCCUCGCUGUCCAUCCUGAUGGUGUCCGAGUAGCUUCUGGCCAGACGGCAGGGGUCGACAAGGAUGGCAAGCCCCUUCAGCCAGUGGUUCACAUCUGGGAUUCAGAGAAACUACAUAAGCUACAGGAGAUCGGCCUUGGGGUGUUUGAGCGAGGAGUUGGGGCCCUCGCCUUUUCUGUCUCGGAUCAGGGCAACUUCCUUUGUGUGGUGGAUGAUUCUAAUGAGCACAUGUUGUCCGUCUGGGACUGGAACCGAGGCGCCAAGCUGGUGGAAAUCAAGAGUACAAACGACUCUGUCCUGGCCGUUGGCUUCAAUCCCCGAGACAGCAGUUGUAUCGUCACCAGUGGGAAGUCCCAUGUCCACUUCUGGAACUGGUCUACUGGAGGAGGGGCUCUGGGCAGUGGGGGACUCACCCGGAAACAGGGUGUCUUUGGGAAAUACAAGAAGCCCAAAUUCGUCCCCUGCUUUGUGUUCCUUCCCGAUGGAGACAUCCUCACGGGGGACUCAGAAGGAACCAUCCUCACCUGGGGGCGGAGCUUGCCUGACUCCAGGACCCCAGGCAGGGGUGGGGCUAAAGAGACGUUUGGCAUCGUGGCUCAGACCCGAGCCCACGAGGGCUCCAUCUUCGCUUUGUGUCUGCUGAGGGACGGGACUGUGCUGAGCGGGGGUGGGAGGGAUCGCCGGUUGGUUCAGUGGGGGCCUGGGCUCACUGCCCUCCAGGAGGCUGAGAUCCCAGAACAGUUUGGAGCUGUCCGGGCCAUUGCCGAAGGGCUGGGGUCAGAGCUGCUGGUGGGCACGACGAAGAAUGCACUGUUGAGGGGAGACCUGACUCAGGGCUUUUCCCCUGUUAUCCAGGGUCACACUGAUGAACUCUGGGGUCUCUGCACUCACCCCUCCCUGAACCGCUUCCUUACCUGUGGCCAUGACCGACAGCUCUGUCUGUGGGAUGGAGAGUGUCACGCCCUGGCCUGGAGCCUUGAUCUCAAGGAGACGGGUCUCUGUGCUGAUUUCCACCCCAGUGGGAAGGUCGUGGCUGUGGGACUCAACACUGGGAGGUGGCUGGUUCUGGACACAGAGACCCGAGACAUUGUGUCAGAUUUCACUGAUGGUAAUGAGCAGCUCUCAGUUGUCAGGUAUAGUCCAGAUGGGAUGUAUCUGGCCAUUGGUUCCCACGACAACACGAUCUACAUCUACAGUGUGUCCAGCGAUGGGGCCAAGUGCAGCCGGUUUGGCCGAUGCGCGGGGCACUCCAGCUUCAUCACUCAUCUAGACUGGUCCAAAGAUGGCAGUUUCAUCAUGUCCAAUUCUGGGGACUACGAGAUCCUCUACUGGGACGUGGCAGGGGGUUGCAAGUUACUGAGAAAUCGGUAUGAGAGCCGGGAUCGCGAGUGGGCGACCUAUACAUGUGUCUUGGGUUUCCACGUGUAUGGCGUGUGGCCGGAUGGAUCCGACGGGACAGACAUCAACUCCUUGUGCCGCUCCCACAAUGAGCGAGUGGUCGCCGUAGCCGAUGACUUCUGCAAAGUGCACCUGUUUCUGUAUCCGUGCGCCCGGGCCAAGGCUCCCAGCCGAAAGUACGGAGGCCACGGCAGCCACGUCACCAGUGUCCGGUUCACUCAUGACGAUUCUCACCUCAUCUCACUGGGAGGAAAGGAUGCGAGCAUUUUCCAGUGGCGCAUGCUGGGUGGUGGGGGCCCUGGCCCAGCCCCCCCCACGCCCUCCCGCACCCCUUCCCUCUCCCCUGCCUCCUCGCUGGAUGCCUGACCCCACUACGACUAGAUGGAGUGGGUGGGUUUAGAGGGUGCUUUCCCCCCUACCUCCCGUUGCCCCCAUCCCCGUCCCAAGGACCAGGAGCCUCUUCUCCCAACUUCGUUACAUUCCGUGCCUUCUCCCGGGCGAGGAGGGGCGUUGGGACUCCCCAACACUGUACAGAACCGCAGGCUGAGCCGAGCAGCCCCCGCCCUCCUCCCAGACCCUGCAGCAGUGCAGAGGCAAUAAAACAGAGGCAAAGUCCC
Molecule: messenger RNA, 3051 nt
Organism: Vombatus ursinus (common wombat)
Lineage: Eukaryota; Metazoa; Chordata; Mammalia; Diprotodontia; Vombatidae
Gene: EML3
Product: EMAP like 3
Exons: 22
Coding region: 50-2800 (916 amino acids)
Biological process (GO): microtubule cytoskeleton organization
Cellular component (GO): mitotic spindle
Molecular function (GO): microtubule binding
Source: RefSeq, a predicted model, not a curated record